Messenger RNA from Camelina sativa (false flax), 2058 nucleotides. NCBI's taxonomy places the organism in Eukaryota, Viridiplantae, Streptophyta, Magnoliopsida, Brassicales, Brassicaceae. The record is from RefSeq and is a predicted model, not a curated record.
UUUUUCUCUAUAACCUUUAAAUCGACCGCUUAGCUUUUACCUUCAUGUUGAGGACAGAACCAAAAAAAAAAAAAAAAAAUUUACUUAUAAAACGUGACAAUACUUUUCAUGUUUAUGCUAAGGUCGCUCACAAAUUAACCCACCAUGCAACACUCUCUUCGUUCUGAUCUUCUUCGUUCGAAGACUUCUUCUUCUUCUCACUUACUUCCACAAACCAAACAUGUAAACAUCUCCCGACGAGUUCUUAUCAACCCUUUCAAGAUAACAACACUUCCUGAUCUCCCUCCUCUCUUCAAAUCUCCGGUCACGCCACCACCGGUUAAGCUCAAACCAACCCAUCCAAACUUAAACCCUCUCCAGAAGCUAGCGGCUACGAUGCUCGACAAGAUUGAGUCCUCUAUCGUCAUACCGAUGGAGCAGAAUCGACCGCUUCCUAAACCGACCGAUCCAGCGGUUCAAUUAUCAGGUAACUUCGCUCCGGUUCAAGAAUGUCCGGUUCAAAACGGUUUAGAAGUCGUUGGUCAGAUUCCUUCUUGUCUACGAGGAGUUUACGUGCGUAACGGCGCUAACCCUAUGUUUCCACCGUUAGCCGGACACCAUUUGUUUGACGGUGACGGAAUGAUUCACGCCGUUAGUAUCGGUUCUGAUAACCAGGUUAGUUACAGCUGCCGGUACACUAAAACGAACCGGCUUGUUGAAGAAACCAAGCUUGGAAGAUCGGUUUUUCCUAAACCAAUCGGCGAGCUUCACGGCCAUUCCGGUCUAGCUCGACUCGCUCUCUUCGCGGCUCGAGCUGGGAUCGGUCUCGUGGACGGGACACGUGGCAUGGGUGUAGCCAACGCCGGUCUUGUCUUCUUCAACGGGAGGUUAUUAGCCAUGUCGGAAGAUGAUCUCCCUUACCAAGUGAAGAUCGACGGUCAAGGAGACCUCGAGACGAUCGGACGGUUCGGGUUCGACGAUCAGGUCGACUUCUCAGUGAUAGCGCAUCCUAAGGUGGACGCUACCACAGGUGAUCUGCACACGCUGAGCUACAACGUUUUGAGGAAACCUCAUCUCAGGUAUCUUAAAUUCGACACGUGCGGGAAAAAGACACGUGACGUGGACAUCACGCUCCCUGAACCAACGAUGAUUCAUGAUUUCGCCAUAACCGAGAAUUUUGUCGUUAUACCGGAUCAGCAAAUGGUAUUCAAAUUAACCGAAAUGAUUCGGGGCGGGUCACCGGUUAUCUAUGAAAAAGAGAAAAUGUCAAGAUUUGGGGUUUUGUCAAAGCAGGAUCAGACCGGGUCGGGUAUAAAUUGGGUCGACGUACCAGAUUGUUUCUGUUUCCAUCUAUGGAACGCGUGGGAAGAGAGAACCGAAGAUGGAGAUCCGGUUAUUGUCGUACUCGGGUCGUGUAUGAGUCCACCCGACACGAUUUUCAGUGAAUCAGGAGAACCAACCCGGAUUGAGUUAAGUGAGAUCCGGUUAAACAUGCGGACAAAAGAAUCGAACCGGAGAGUUAUUGUAACCGGGAUAAAUUUAGAAGCGGGUCAAAUAAACCGAAGUUUUGUGGGACGGCAAAACCGGUUCGUUUACUUGGCAAUAGCUGAUCCUUGGCCUAAAUGCAGUGGCAUCGCUAAGGUAGAUAUUGAAAACGGUACCGUGACAAAGUUCAAUUACGGACCAGGCCGGUUUGGUGGCGAACCGUAUUUUGUACCAGAAAAAGAUGGAGAAGACGAAGGUUAUGUUCUGGGGUUUGUGAGGGACGAAGAAAGAAACGAGUCCGAGUUUGUCGUGGUUGACGCAAAGGAUAUGAAGCAAGUCGCUGCGGUGCGUCUGCCGGAGAGGGUACCUUACGGUUUCCAUGGAACGUUCGUGAGCGAGAAUCAGUUGAAAGAACAAGUUUCCUGAUCGCAAUUGUAAUGCAACCCCCUAGUUUAAGUUACUCAUAUUGAUUAUUUUAGUGGUGUUGGCUUCUUUAGCGUGAUUAUUAUUAGUUUUAGUAAUGAUUCUCUAAAUUAUUUAUAAACUGUAGCAGAUGAUGAUAUUAACAAAGAAGUCCAAUUUCUAUUACCGUAA